This is a messenger RNA of Mytilinidion resinicola, 2409 nucleotides long. RefSeq lists its product as uncharacterized. Gene Ontology annotation, molecular function: RNA binding. NCBI's taxonomy places the organism in Eukaryota, Fungi, Ascomycota, Dothideomycetes, Mytilinidiales, Mytilinidiaceae. Gene Ontology annotation, cellular component: nucleus. The transcript has 7 exons. Bases 59 to 2203 code for a protein of 714 amino acids. The record is from RefSeq and is a predicted model, not a curated record.
CCUCACUUCUUAGCAAACAUCCACACCCCAAACACUCCUACCUCCGCCGUCGUCCACCAUGGCUGACGAGCCCCGUCGACGCGGCCGCUUCGACCAGACCGAGCCUACGCAGAAGCGUGCGACCAAGUACGACCGUCGCUCGCGCUCGCCGUCUACGCGCAAAUCCGAGGCGCGCCGCAGUCGAAGCCCAAUCCCGCGAGACGAGCCCAAGCCUAAGCCUGCCGAACCAGAAAAGAAGAGAAUCGAUCCGGCCGCUGCUGUUGCUGCUGCUGCGGCGGCUGCUGCGAAGAUCAACGCGCAGAUCGAGGCGCGCAAGCGGGCUCAGCCUGUCGACGUGCCGCCCAUCCGCGCUGUAUCAAGCCCAGCGGUCGCCGUCUCUCCGGGUGCCGCUGCCGCCGCUGCACUCACAAAUGAAGUAUAUCAGCAAGAUGGGGACUACAUUAAAGACAUCGAAGUCAACGACUUGCGCAACCGCUACACACUGACCAAAGGCGCUACUCAAAAGAUGAUUGCGGAUCAAACUGGUGCCGAUGUCACAACUCGCGGCAGUUACGUUCCCAAUAAGAGCAUGGCCACUGCAGCGAACCCACCGCUUUACUUGCACGUUACUAGCACUACCAAGGAGGGACUCGAGAAAGCCGUCGCGAUAAUUGAAGAACUCAUGAAUCAGGAACUGCCCAACCUUGUUGACGAGCGUAGAUUCCGUCGUCGCGAACCAGAACAAUUUGAGCGUGACGAGCUUGGCCGGCGCAAGUGGCCUGAAGAGAGGAUCCCUAUCGACCUGGAACCUAUUCCUGGAUUCAACUUGAGAGCUCAGGUAGUUGGAGCUGGAGGUGCUUACGUCAAACAUAUUCAGCAAGAGACCCGAUGCCGUGUCCAGAUCAAAGGCCGUGGCUCUGGCUUCAUGGAGCCUGCUUCAGGCCAAGAGAGCGAUGAGGCCAUGUAUCUGCAUGUCGCCGGCCCGGACGCUGAAAUGGUACAGAAGGCCAAGAGCCUGUGCGAGGAUCUCCUUAGGAAUGUCAAGCUCGAGUAUGAGAGACAUAAAGAGCGCGGCCCAGGCCAUCGCUUCGGCGGAGACGGUUACUCCAACGGCGGCGGACGUCCCAGUUACGGAGACAGAGGUGACCGCGACCGCGGCCAGAGCCACGGCUACGGCGGUGGCUACGGCGGCUACGGCGGUCAAGGUAACGGCGGGCAACAAUCACCUGGCGCUGCAGCUUCGCUGAUGAGUCCAACAACUCCAGCUCCAGGCACCCCGGGUCAAAAUGGAGACUACGCUGCCCAAAUGGCUCAGAUGACUCAGAUGUACGCCGCCGGACAGGAUCCGUAUGCUGCUUACGGUGGCUACGAAGCCUAUUGUGCGUACUAUUACCAAUGGUACGGACAGCAAGGUGCCCAGCAACAGACUCCGGCUCCAGGCACCGCUUCUGCGCCUGGCACAGCUCCUCCGCCGCCUCCAAGCGAGGCUCCACCUCCGCCACCACCAGGAGCUCCACCACCAUCCGGAUACAAUGCCGACUCGUCUUCUCAGUACGUCUGGCGUCAGAAAGACAUCUGGCACCCCCAAAUGCCAUUUCGGGGCUUUUCUAUGCACAUUCCUUCCGCUCAAAAUCACUCCUUCUGGAAUGGACGAGCUCCGAAUCAUCGUUGUGCGUCUUGCAAUGGCCAGUUUCUGAACGUACUUUCUGGUUCUUCGAGUUCCCACACUCUUGUGGUUAAAGUUGAAAACGAGACUUCUUUGGCUGAACCACGGAAUGUCACUCCAAUGGUCAAAGUUGAAGACGGUGCUUCUUUGACUGAACCGCGGAAUGAUACUCCUAUGGUCGAAGCUGAAAACGAUACCUCUUUGGCUGAACCGCCGAAUGACACUCCUAUGUUCGAAGCUGAGUUGCAGAACGACGAUCCUGUUGUCAAAGUUGAAGAAGUUGAACACGAUAUUUCUAUGGCUGAAUUACAAAACGACACUGCUGUCUUUCAGCCUGAAGAACUCGAAGGCGUGACUUCCUUGGCUAGGCCGCGGAACGACACUCCUAUGUUCGAAGCUGAAUUGCAGAAAGACUCUCCUGUAAUCAAAGUUGAAGAAGUUGAAGACGAUACUCCUUCCUCGAUGAGUAUUUCGUCUUCGUCUUCUUGGUUCAUUCAGCCAGCGACACUCAUCUUCGAGGGCUUUGGUUCCAAGAACUUCGACAUUCACUCGUCCUGAUCAAUGUUCUGCGGACUCUCCUUUUGUCUAGUUUUCAUUUCGAAAACAUUGAACUGGGCUAAUUGUCGCUAGGUUCCUCCUCCCCCUGGGAUGUGAGGGAAUCAAAUGAUCGGAAGCAUGCAUAUGCGUAGGAUCUCGGGUAAAGGCAAGGUUGAGCUGAGGGUUUUGUUUUGGUUUUUAACCAUAAUGAGCAGGGUUGGCAGGUC